This is a messenger RNA of Contarinia nasturtii (swede midge), 4886 nucleotides long. RefSeq names its product PDZ and LIM domain protein Zasp (gene Zasp52). Gene Ontology annotation, molecular function: muscle alpha-actinin binding; actin binding. Gene Ontology annotation, biological process: actin cytoskeleton organization; muscle structure development. The record is from RefSeq and is a predicted model, not a curated record. Bases 670 to 4197 code for a protein of 1175 amino acids. NCBI's taxonomy places the organism in Eukaryota, Metazoa, Arthropoda, Insecta, Diptera, Cecidomyiidae. Gene Ontology annotation, cellular component: stress fiber; filamentous actin; Z disc. The transcript has 17 exons.
UUCGUCUUCGCUUUGCGCUUACUCAACUCCGAUCUUCGAUCGUUCGGCCAAAGCGAAAAUAGUACCAUAUUUUGCACCGAUAUUAUUCAUCAUUCGAGAUCAGUGAGUCGGCGAAGUCGGAUUCAAAAACUGAGCAUUACGCUACCCAAGCGUUUGUUGUGUGUUUUGUUUUUUUUUUAAGAAAUUUUUUUUCGAACCUGUGUGUUGUUUUACUGUGCCCAAGAAUUUGUUUUUUUUUGUUUUUCAAUCCUUACGCGUGAGUGGGUGUUUGUGUAUCCAUUGUAAUAAAAUCGUGUAUAUCUAUUAAGUGGAAAUUUUAAUUGCGGUACGAAAUAAAAAGUAUAUAAAAAAAUUCGAGACAGAAGAAAAAAGUUUCAAGAGAAACUGAUAAAAAAAUUAUCAAGAGUGCAAAAAGUAAUUAAAAAAAGAGAGAAGAGACGAAUAAUACAACCGUCCUAUACAAACGCCGAGACGAAUAAAAAAAAAGAACACGAUUCAACGAAUUUCCAAAGCAAAACUUAUACGGAGAACGACGACCACAAUCGGAGGAGUGAGAGAGGAGAGUUGUAAAGUCCAAAACAAAUAAAUAAACAGACAAGAGGACGAACACAGAAUCGAAGAGGAAAAAAACUACACUACACAAUCCCAAAGAAGAAUAUACUCGAAGAUAUGGCACAACUGAUAAAUGUACGUCUGAAUCGUGUCGAUGCACAACCUUGGGGACUCCGUCUCCAAGGUGGAAAAGACUUCGGAACACCACUUGUUGUACAAAAGGUAAAUCACGGAAGUAUAGCUGAUCAAGCCGGUCUCCAGCCAGGCGAUGCGGUGAUUGCUGUAAAUAAUAUGGAAGCAUUCAAUUUACGGCACAAAGAUGCACAAGACUUGAUUGUUCGUUCGGGCAAUACAUUUGAUUUGACUAUACAACGCGGUGGAUCCACAUGGAAACCACAUGUUUCACCGACUGGUUCGAUGCCAAGCCCAGGUCAACAGAACUACGGUGGCCCAGUGACAAAAACAUCAUUGCAACAUCAUCCACCACCACAAGAACCACACAUCGGUUGCGGAUACAAUAAUUCGGCUCGGCCUUUCAGUCAAAAUGGUAGCGUCAAGAGCAUUGUUAACAAGCAAUAUAAUACACCAGUUGGCAUGUACAGCGAAGAAUCAAUCGCCGAAACACUAACUGCUCAAGCCGAAGUUUUGGCCAAUGGAGUUCUUGGAGUAAAUUUCAAGAAGAACGAGAAAGCUUACAAUUCUGAAGGCUCAGAAGUGUUGAAAGCAUUGAAAGAAAGUGAAAACGAUCCACCAGAACCAGCGUCGUCACAUUUCUAUUGGACAGCAAGUCACGCUAUUGGUAACUAUAGCGCCGUUUCCUCACGUACAAACACUCCAAAUCCAUACAGUGCUCAACAGCAGCAAUUUCAACAACAACAACAGCAACAACCAUCACCACAACCUAUCUGUCGAAAAGAGGAUUUUGCUGCAUCGGAAACUGUACAAAGGCCGAUUUUGCCGUCCACAACAAUCGAUACAACGAAAACACCUACUGUGCAAACCAAAAUCGUAGAUUCCUCAACGCAAUGUAUUGUCGCUGACACGACAUCGUCGAGAGCGUCACCACCGUGUGAUGCAUGUGGAGCAACAAUCGUUGGUGUAUUUGUUCGUAUAAAAGAUAAAAAUCUUCAUGUUGAUUGCUUCAAAUGUGCCACAUGUGGUACAUCAUUGAAGAAUCAAGGUUACUUCAAUAUAAAUAACAAAUUGUAUUGCGAUGUGCACGCUAAAUUGGCAGCCGUACAAAAUCCACCAACUGGCACUGAGGGAUAUCGUCCAGGAUUAAUUCAACCAAACUCCAAACUCAAUGCAAACAGCACAAUUUCAAAUGCGUUGAGCUCACACGCGAACGGCGGUCAUGAUUUUACAAUAAUGCCAACACAUUCGCGAACAAGUAGUUCAGCCUCAUCGGUUGGUAGUUCAUAUGUGAGCAGUACAGAUUCCAACAAAACAUCACACAUUGAAUCACCUACACCAAUUCAAUCGCAAUUGCUCGAAAAUGUAAACAAUUCAAACAAUUUUCAUACGUUAAAUGGUACUCAAACAUUGCCAUCUUAUCAGAAUGCAUACAAACUAAUCAAUGAGCAUCUCCAUAAUCAUAAAAAUGGCAAUAGCAAUGGCAAUGGCAAUGGCAAUAUCAACGGUAACGGACACAGUAACAACAAUGAACAAGAGUAUCAUGACGAUUGUAGCGAUAACGAUCAGAUCGAUUUUAAUGAUUUGCAUCAUGAAUCGUCGAUUACAUGCAAUAAAUUAUCAAUGAUCGAUCAAACGGUUAAUGAAACAAAUGGCAAAUCAAACGAUUCGAUCUACGGCACCAUCAAACAAUUCAACAACGAGCAAAUGAUUGGCGGUGAACAUUUCGCAUAUAAAACACUAAACGGUGAUGUUAUACGAAGCGUACAACCACCAGGUAAAGGGAAACCGAUUAACUAUAAGAUCAAAUCGAAUCUUGGAGGACCACGACCAUUUGGUGUGCCCACUGCAGGCCCUCGAAGCCCAGCUAUGAAUCAAAGCUGGUCACAACCAAUACCAGCACAAACCUCAUUUGUCAAUAAUUAUGGUUCACAAACUUUGCCACGAUCAACAGUUGGCCAAAAUGCACCAGGACGAUACACCAAUUAUAAUCAAUAUCAAGCAGUGUCGCAAACUACAAAUGGAUUGGCUGAAACGCCAACGGCACACCUUGAUAUAAAUGCUAACAAAAAACCUAUGGAAAACUCACUUGAUGAUACAACAACGAACGAUUAUGAACCGGGUCAAGCGACUGAGAUGCUUACAAAUUCCGUAUUGAAUUUGAAAAUUGAAAGCGAUACUAAGGAAAAUUUUAAGGCACACGCUGGCAAAAUUCUCACCGGAAUGCUUGAGUCACGGCUUAACAACGAAAAAAAUUUACAAAAUAGCCAGGCGCAUAAAAUAAUGUCGACAUUAAACAAGUCGAUAAUUAAUGAAAAUAAUAAUAAAUAUUCGCAUGAUACUAAUGGCAAUAGCACCACGUAUAAUGGAAAACCGGCUUUUCAAUCGUUUAAUUCAAUUGCUGCGCAAAAGCUUUGCCCAAAUUUGGAUACAGUAAACAAUCUUAAUAAUAAUAGUAAUAAUACAGUCGCAAUGCCGCUCAUAAUUCCAACAUCACCGAUAACCGCCGCAAAUGCCGCCGAUUUUCCGCCACCGCCCUCACCAUCCGAACUAAACGAACACAAAUUAGAUUUUCACAAUGAAAAUCACAAACAAUCGAUGUCGCUCAUUGGGCAAACCAAUUUAAACGAUCACGACUCUGUUGACAAUGAUGUAUAUUCAAGUAUUCAACCUAUUGAUGGUUUUUCAGCCAAAACGAAUCCAAUACAAUAUCAACAACAACAACACCAUCACCACCAACACCAAACGCACGGUCAUCAUCAAGUAAACAAUCAACAGCACUACGAUAAUGAUCAUUCAAACAGUGUAGUUUUCCGUAAUAAAAAUACCAAACCAGAACUAACUACGCAUGCACGUGAUCGUCGUUCAUACAUUGAAAAGGACAAUUUCAAUCAGAACCGAUAUCUUAACCAUAACAAUAAUUUGAUAACAUCUCAAGCGACAGAAAUUGCAACCGGAUUAAAGGAUGGUAAACAUCCAGUUUGCUCUGUUUGCCACAUCAAAAUUACAAGAGGGCCAUUCAUAACCGCAUUGGGUCGCAUCUGGUGUCCAGAGCAUUUUGUUUGCGUUAAUGGUAGCUGCCGACGACCACUCCAAGAUAUUGGUUUUGUUGAAGAAAAAGGCGAUUUGUAUUGCGAAUAUUGUUUCGAACAAUUUUUAGCACCACCAUGUGACAAAUGCAGUGGAAAAAUUAAGGGAGAUUGUUUGAAUGCCAUUGGCAAGCACUUCCAUCCAGAAUGUUUCACUUGUACUUAUUGCGGCAAGUUAUUCGGCAACAGUCCGUUCUUCUUGGAAGAUGGUCGCCCCUACUGUGAAUCUGAUUGGAAUGAAUUGUUUACAACAAAAUGUUUUGCAUGUGGAUUUCCGGUAGAAGCCGGUGAUCGUUGGGUCGAAGCUUUGUCCCACAAUUAUCACAGCCAAUGUUUCAACUGUACCAUGUGUAAAAAGAACUUGGAAGGACAAAGCUUUUACGCCAAGGCCGGUCGACCAUACUGUAAAAAUCAUGCUCGUUAAGAAAAUUUUGCAUAGUGUUGAUGUAUAUUAGAAGAAGAAGAAGAAGACGAAGAAAUACGCCAAUUUCUUAACUUAAACAAUAUAUUUUAAGCUUAGUAAAAAGAAAACGCGAAAGUUAUCUAUUGCUUAUUCAUGUCUAAUUCCGCUUUAUACACAGUUUGCACGUUCUUGUUCUUUAUUUUAGUCAAAAAAAAAAAUCGUCGAAUAUUCAAACGUAUACUCACAAUUUUCUUGAUAUAUGAGAGGAUGAAAAAAUAUUUAAAAAAAUGCUAAAAUGUUUGAAAAAAAAAAUCGAAACACAUUUAUUUUUGUAAACGAUAACGUAUUGUAAUAAUAUUUAAAAAAAUCAAAAUUUGCAUACUACAGAUGAAUUCAUAUACACCAUGAUGUCAACAUGUGCAGCUGAAUUCUCUUAAAGUGUAGCAUUGUGUUUGCCUUAUCUGGAGAGUUGAACAUUUUUUAUUUUAAAUUAUUCUAUUUGUACUAGUAGAAAUUUGUGCUUUUACAUUUUUAUGCUUUUGAAUUUAAAAUGAAAAAAAAAAAAAUGAAAUUGUAUAUUUUUGUGGUUUAUUUGUGUGAUAUACAUUAGGUGAAAAAAAGAAGAAAAAUUGCAAAAAAAAGUAACAAAACAUCAAUGUGACAUUUUCGAAUAUCAAUAUAUCGAGUGUUUUUCUCAAAGUCUAUCGAGA